AUGCUCCAGCAGGUGCUGGUGGGCAGCGCAGCUCUCGCGAUCCUGAGCCUCAAAGAGGGCUACGAGCUCGUGUGUGUAUACUGGCUCGACAACCCAGACAAAACUUUUACCGAAAUACACGCUAUUCUCAAAGAAGUAGAAGAAGGACUUAGACGUCUGGAGCGGUCCAUAACUGCACGGCUGUUUGGUACCGGCAGCGUCUCCUCUGACGAACUCGGCUAUCGCGGGGUGCACGAGCUGAAGCAGGAAUGGCACGAUUGCGAGCGUCUCUACUUUCGUUUGAAGCACGACCUGAGGAAGUACUACCCUCGCAGAUGGACGCUAGUCAUAUCAGGUGCACAGCUGUUAACUGACAUACGCGAUCUACGGGGUCGCGUGUACGCUUUAGAGCAAGACUGGCUGAGAACCUCUAGUGUUAUUCUAUAUGAUAGCGACCCUGAAGCCGAAUGA
Molecule: messenger RNA, 450 nt
Organism: Phanerochaete carnosa HHB-10118-sp
Lineage: Eukaryota; Fungi; Basidiomycota; Agaricomycetes; Polyporales; Phanerochaetaceae
Exons: 3
Coding region: 1-450 (149 amino acids)
Source: RefSeq, a predicted model, not a curated record